Messenger RNA from Musca domestica (house fly), 1138 nucleotides. Its product is annotated as ubiquitin-conjugating enzyme E2 variant 1-like. The transcript is spliced from 4 exons. Gene Ontology annotation, biological process: DNA damage tolerance; protein K63-linked ubiquitination. Gene Ontology annotation, cellular component: nucleus. NCBI's taxonomy places the organism in Eukaryota, Metazoa, Arthropoda, Insecta, Diptera, Muscidae. The record is from RefSeq and is a predicted model, not a curated record. The coding region runs from base 139 to 567 and encodes 142 amino acids.
CUUGAAUCGCCUUCGAACUUUUAGUGCAAUAAUUUAAGAGGUGAUUCAACGGCUUCAAGAAAUUUGACAAACACAGGGACUCAAAGUUUAAGUUUUUUUGGUGUGUGUGUGAAUGUAGAUCGAAAAAGAAGAGUGAAAAUGGCGAAUCAAUCCGGUGUAGUGGUUCCAAGAAACUUCCGUCUACUUGAGGAAUUGGACCAAGGCCAAAAAGGUGUGGGCGAUGGCACUAUUUCUUGGGGUCUUGAAAAUGAUGAUGAUAUGACUCUUACAUAUUGGAUUGGCAUGAUUAUUGGUCCUCCUCGUACACCGUAUGAGAAUCGAAUGUACUCUCUAAAAAUUGAUUGUGGCGAACGUUAUCCUGAUGAGCCUCCCACGAUAAAAUUUCUAACUAAAAUCAAUAUAAACUGCAUUACUCAGAAUGGAGUGGUUGAUCCGAGAUUAGUGCCCAUGCUUUCACGAUGGAAUCGUGAAUACACUAUCAAAUCGUUAUUGCAAGAGAUACGCAGAAUUAUGACUUGCAAAGAAAACCUGAAACUGGCGCAACCACCAGAAGGCAGCUGUUUUUAGUUACAAAAACUGUAGCAGCAUUUACAACAACUAUGACGUCAAUAAACAACAAACAUUAAGAAGCUAACAGCUAAAACACUAUAUUUGCCAGCUAUAUAUAUUACAAAAUAUGGCAGAAGACUACCCCACAAAAAUAUGAAGCAUGGUUUAGUACCAGUAAUAGAAAAGCUUCUCUCUGUUGUUGUCGAUCCAAGUUGUUUCCAAUAAAAAUACUAUUUAUUGCUUUAAACUAUGAAAUAAUGUGGCUGGGAUAACAGAUCUGCUGCUUAAUUAUUUAUUUCUAUAAUACUUGAAAACAUAAAGAAUAUUACGAACCUCGUAUGUAUAUCACUGAUGCUAUUAAUAUGAUUUAAAUCUAAUUUUCUUCUGUAAUCUCGUCGAAAACUGCUAUACACCGCUCCCAUUCUGCCGUUUAUGUGAGUUUAAAGUGAAACUUAUUCGAAGAAUAAAAGAAAGCUGGUAGAAGAGUUAUUCUUGGUCAAACACCAGUCAAGUAAAGGUUUAUCGUUGCUUAAAGUCACCUUGGUUUAUUUUUUUUAUUGUCUAAUAAAAUACUUUAAACUAUUUCUAA